Messenger RNA from Salvelinus sp. IW2-2015, 3423 nucleotides. Its product is annotated as 5-hydroxytryptamine receptor 2B. Gene Ontology annotation, biological process: phospholipase C-activating G protein-coupled receptor signaling pathway; chemical synaptic transmission; regulation of behavior. Gene Ontology annotation, cellular component: plasma membrane; dendrite. The record is from RefSeq and is a predicted model, not a curated record. Gene Ontology annotation, molecular function: G protein-coupled serotonin receptor activity; neurotransmitter receptor activity. Lineage: Eukaryota; Metazoa; Chordata; Actinopteri; Salmoniformes; Salmonidae.
CGUGAGACAGAGAGCGUGAGACAGAGAGCGUGAGACAGAGAGCGUAGAGCAUGAGACAGAGAGAGGACAUCUGAACGUUUUCAACCUGUGAUAACGGUAGGUGAUGCGAAUCCAAACCAGGGGCUCAUCCAACAUGCGGGGACAAAGGAAAUUCCUCAGCAUGGAAUGCACCGAAGUGAGAUAUUAUUAGGCAAUUAUUUUCACAAGGGGAGGGCUGCCUAUGACAUUUUAUGAUUUUGGAGGGGUUCUACGUAUAUAAAAACGUGAGCAGGGACAAGAAAAAAAGCUGCCACUCAAAAGGAGUCUGAGGAUUGAGUUGUUUGGUGAUGAACAGCACUGUUCAUCCAAUGCGCAAGGUAUUGCGUGAUUGAAAAGUAAGGAUAUAGCAGCUCUGAAUGCGAUGCAAAUGAACUGGACAAACUAAAGGAGAACACACAGGCUUCUGCGUUAGCUGAAGUAAAAACUGGUCUGUUCUAGGGAGUACACAAACCAAAAGACAUCGGCGCCUGGACUACGAGUCAGACAACCAACUCCUGACCUAACAUCCCCUUUACUGUGGUGGUACAACCUGUGCUUGGAUUACUGCCUGGAACAAGCUUGAGGCGACCUGUUCAGUUCUGGAGCGGCGGGGCUUUUUCGAUUGUGACGUGGCCCUUUUGGUUUGUACGCUGAGUCUGAGGAUGAGCCACCGCCCUGUGUGCUGGCUCUGAGCUGCCCUCCACUGCCCUCCCCCGUGCCUGUGGGACCCUGUGACCAUGCUGGCCAAGCCCCCUGAGCCAGCCAGAGCAGAACCACGACCCGCGCGCCCAGGUCAGCCAUCCCUUCCACAGCAGGAUGUCCCAGCCAGAUGCGGUCCCGCUGGGGACCAACGGCUCGGUGGCCGGAGCUCAGCUGCACUGGGCUGCUCUGCUCAUCAUCAUGGUUAUCAUCCCCACCAUCGGAGGCAACAUCCUGGUCAUCUUGGCCGUGUCGCUGGAGAGGAAGCUGCAAAACGCCACCAACUACUUCCUGAUGUCCCUGGCAGUGGCCGACCUGCUGGUGGGACUCCUGGUGAUGCCCAUCGCCCUCAUCACUGUGCUAUACAAUUCCGGGUGGCCUCUUCCGGAGUUCCUCUGCCCAAUCUGGCUCUUCCUGGACGUCCUGUUCUCCACAGCGUCCAUCAUGCACCUGUGUGCCAUCUCACUGGACCGCUACAUAGCCAUCAAGAAACCCAUUCAGCACAGCCAGUAUAAGUCCAGGUCCAAAGCCAUGGCCAAGAUAGCAGUGGUGUGGCUCAUAUCCAUUGGUAUCGCAAUCCCCAUUCCCAUCAAGGGGCUGAGAAACUACCAUCUUCCAAACAAUGUCACCUUUAACAGCAACCACACCUGCCUACUGAAACCAGACAGCUUCCGAGAGUUCAUCAUGUAUGGCUCCAUGACAGCUUUUUUCAUCCCUUUAACCAUCAUGAUGGUCAUCUACCUGCUCACCAUUCAGGUGUUGCGCAAGAAAGCUUUUCUGCUCAGGUCAAAGGUCACCCAGCGCUUCACUCGGCCAACAGUCUCCACAGUCUUCCAGAGGGAGCAGUCCAUGGCCUCUCCCACAACUGAGAAACAUCCAGGAAAUCCCACCCCUCCUACCAACCCCAUGACAAGUGAAGAUAUCCCCAUCCGUCGCAUGUCCACCAUGGGCAAGAAGUCCAUGCAAAACCUGACCAAUGAGCAGCGUGCCUCUAAGGUGCUGGGCAUCGUCUUCCUGCUGUUUGUGGUCAUGUGGUGCCCAUUCUUUAUCACUAACAUCACCUCUGUGCUUUGUGCGAGCUGCGACGUCAAUGUGAUCGGCCGUCUGAUGGAGAUCUUUGUGUGGGUGGGCUACGUGUCAUCUGGUAUCAACCCGCUGGUCUACACCCUCUUCAACAAGACUUUCCGCCAGGCCUUUACACGCUACAUCACCUUUAACUACAGCCGCAUCAGUAAUGGGCCAGCCAGCCAUACAAGGGAACAGCAUGGCUGCAGGAAUCUAACACGGAUCUCCUUCCGUUCAUCUGUGGCAGAGAACUCUAAGCUGUUCAUGAAGCGGGGAAUGAAAAACGGCAUCGGGCCAGUGUGCUAUCAGAGUCAACUGAGCCGAAGGCAAGCACCAAUACAGUCCUCUGGCAGCGUUCUACUGGACACCCUGCUCCUUACCGAGAAUGAGGAUUGCAAAUCCGAAGAGCAUGUCAGUUACUUGUAGGCCUUUCGGAAAAUGCAGUCAGCAAAAGGGAAACAAUUAGAACCAGAAAGUCACAUGUAAGAGGCACCCAAGGCUUGAGUUGUGAGCUCCCCAGGGGAUUACCUUCCAUGAGCAUCACGUGGAUUAUUUUCUAUUCAAGAAAACAGUGUGCUCUCAGGGGGAAAACAAAAAGGAGACGUCGAUUUCUGUCAAACAACUAAGUAGGCCCUCUGUACAGAGAUAGCUGAACAUUAUGCGUAAAAUGAGACAUCAAACAGGUGUGUUGAGGUGGUUGCCCUCAAUAAAAGAUAAGCUGACAAGGGUCAGGUCGGAUUGUUCCUAAGAAAGCCACACGAGAAAUACAUAAGGAAUGAAGACCUAUGACUGUCUGGAAACUCUCUCAGUGCAUACAAUGUGUAUUCCAAUGCUAAUCCUGUCACCUUGGGCUAUUUAGUUUUCUGCUAUGGACAAUUUCCAUUGAGGAGAUGGCAUUCUUACCUAUUGAGAGGACAAACACUUCACCUUCACAUAAAAUAGUUUAUAAAUACCACCCAUUUUAAUUGCAAUUUUUUGGUAAGUGCUUUUAUGAAUAUUAACAGAUUUAUUGUAUAGUCACAGGUCCUAUUUUCCCAAACUGUUAUAGCAUCCAAAUUGAUUAUUAUAUAUAAAAUGCAAUAAAGACAAAACCUUUGCAAACGGGAAGAUUGUAAAAUACAAAUGUAUAGCCUACAGAUGGAUAUGUAUUUAGCAUAAAAUUCCUGGUUCAUAAAUUGAUAAAACUGUGCUUUGCUAAAAGAAAAGCCAAAAGUAUGUCUUUUUUUUUUUUACAGUUCUUAAAGGGACAAUCAGCAGUUGAAACAUUAAAAAUGUUAUCCCCAUCCCUGUUCCAGUAAAAAGCUGAGGGAUGGAUCUGGAGAAAUGUAACCACUCAAAUUCAUAGGCAGAGCUAUGGAUGCAAGGACUGACCAUCUAUGAUGUUCAAACUACUGUUUUAGCCACGUUUUGAAGCUAUAAACAGGGUCUUACAUUGACUAUGCCCGAUGGAUCUCGUCAGUCACUGGCCCAGUAACUUUUCAGCGCAUUUUCGUGUUCCAGUUCAACAUUUACCCGCUCUACCACUGAAUACUACACGCGAUAAAGUCAUGCCAUUUGUAUUUCACCAAUAUGAUUGACCGUUCAUUGAAGCACCACUUGUUCCCGCAAGUCACAACUACAGCACAUUAAAUAAAAUAUUAG